CAGCCUUACAGACCAGUUUGAUAUCUGGCUAUUGUCGGAUGUCCAAUCAGCCGUGGUGUGUUGCUAAUACAUGAGCUCCUCCUGCUCCGUGUCCAUUCCUCACUUUCUUUUCCCUUCAGAUUUCUACCGAAAUUCCGAUAAAUCUGACUUGGGUAUAGGCCAUGGCGCAGUCACCUCCCUCUGUAAGGCAACGGAAGCCUCAGGAGACUCCAGUGGAAGCACCUGAGCCCGAGCUGCGCAAGGUGCGCAAGCCGGGCAAGAAGCUGGACGACGAAGAUGCAUAUAGCCCGUACCUGGACAUCUUUCGGGUUCUCACGUUCCUCUUUCUUGCUUCAUGCGGCCUGAGCUACCUUGUAUCCGGCGGCGAGACUUGGUCUUGGGGGAUGAAGAAUCCCCCAAAGUACCUUCAGACGACAUGGUGGAAGAGUCAACUUCGCGGCCCCCUCUACCUCACCCCCACCGAGCUCGCCGAGUUUGACGGCACCGACGAGACCAAGCCCCUCUACCUGGCCAUCAACGGGACCAUCUACGACGUGUCCGCGAACCGGCGCACCUACGGCCCGGGGGGCUCGUACCACUUCUUCGCCGGGUGCGACGCCAGCCGGGCGUACGUGACGGGGUGCUUCGCCGAGGACCGGACGGUGGACAUGCGCGGCGUCGAGGAGAUGUACCUGCCGCUCGACGACCCGGAGGUGGACGCCCACUGGUCGCGCGAGGAGCUGGAGCAGAUGCGGGUCGCCGAGCUGGAGUCGGCCCAUCGGCGCGUGCACGAGGCACUGAAGCACUGGGUCGACUUCUUCAGCAAGAGCACAAAGUACCAGAGGGUCGGGUACGUCAAGCUGCCCGAGGGCUGGCUGGAGCACUCGCCCAUGAGGAAGCUGUGUGACCACGCCGCGAAGGGGAGGGUGAAGAGGAAGAUUCCACAGAAAGAGGGCGAGACCUAGAUGGUGCGCUUUUGGUUUUGUAAUAUUCAUGAGUGUCAUAUCGUGUAGUACGAGUGAGCAUUUACAGAUAGAGUGCGACAUUGACACAAUGCUAUUCUUUUGGAAACAGCCACGCGGCCACACUACGGUCAGGGAGAGUCGGUCAAGAAGACCUAGUCUUUUGGGUGUCUGUGAUGUCGAACCUUCCACAUAUCCAGCACUUCGGACCACAAG
Messenger RNA from Phialemonium atrogriseum, 1157 nucleotides. Bases 162 to 944 code for a protein of 260 amino acids. The record is from RefSeq and is a predicted model, not a curated record. Gene Ontology annotation, cellular component: membrane; endomembrane system. The transcript has 2 exons. NCBI's taxonomy places the organism in Eukaryota, Fungi, Ascomycota, Sordariomycetes, Cephalothecales, Cephalothecaceae.